AUGCUGAACAUCUGCCUCGUUGGAUCUGGGGGCGUCGGCACCAUUGCAGCCCUGGUGCUGGAACAGUCUCGACAGGCUCGCGUCACGGCCGUGCUGCGCUCCAAAUAUGCCAUUGUCAGCGAGAAAGGCGUUGAUAUCACCUCUGUCGACCACGGUGAGGUCACGGCCUGGAAGCCGUAUAGAAUCGUGCCCUCCAUCGCGUCCGCCAUCCCCGACGACCAGAAUGGUGCUUAUGACUUCCUUGUUAUUGCCGUGAAGGCACUACCGGAGCUGAUGCGCUCCCUGACAAAGGAUAUAUCACCCCUCAUCACCCCCCGCAAGACUGCUAUCCUCCUCCUCCAGAACGGCCUGGGCAUCGAAGCCCCCCUCUCGGAACAGUUUCCCUCAAACCCCAUCUUAUCCGGCGUGAGCAUGAUCGGCUCCCGCUUCACGUCCGCACGAACCGUCUACCACGAGGACCCGGACGAGCUCAAAAUAGGCGCGUACUUCCACCACGAGUCCUCCCUCCCGCGAGAAGAGCAGGCCCGUGCAGCCCGUUGCUUCGUGGAAGCCUACUCGGCUGGCCUCGCCGACGCCACGGCCAAGGGCACAGGUGCCUCCUGUAUUCUGGUCGAUGAUAUUGUCGCAGCGCGCUGGCGCAAGUUGCUGUGGAACGGUACGUUUAACACACUGUGUACGCUUCUGCGGAUUUCAGUGGGCGAGUUAAUACGCAGUCCUGGGAGGGAUACGUUACUUAAACCGGCGAUGCGGGAAAUGGUCGCCAUUGCGAAGGCGGCCGGGUACGGGCAUGUCGUGGAUGAGGCUGUCGUGAAGCAGACAUUGGAGGGAACACCGGGGACAAGCGCGUUCAGACCGAGUAUGUUAGUUGAUCUGGAGAAUGGGCGGCCGAUUGAGCUGGAGGUUAUUCUGGGUGCGCCGUUGAGCGUGGGGAGGAAACUGGGCGUGUCUACGCCGGUGCUGGAUCAGGUGUAUGCUCUGUUAUGUGUAGUGCAGUGGACUCUUACACGAGGGCCAUAG
Molecule: messenger RNA, 1017 nt
Organism: Monascus purpureus
Lineage: Eukaryota; Fungi; Ascomycota; Eurotiomycetes; Eurotiales; Aspergillaceae
Source: the annotation of a GenBank genome assembly